This is a messenger RNA of Botrytis fragariae, 2121 nucleotides long. Its product is annotated as putative serine threonine protein phosphatase 2a protein. The transcript is spliced from 6 exons. The record is from RefSeq and is a predicted model, not a curated record. Gene Ontology annotation, cellular component: protein phosphatase type 2A complex. Gene Ontology annotation, molecular function: protein phosphatase regulator activity. The coding region runs from base 1 to 2121 and encodes 706 amino acids. Gene Ontology annotation, biological process: signal transduction. Lineage: Eukaryota; Fungi; Ascomycota; Leotiomycetes; Helotiales; Sclerotiniaceae.
AUGAAAGGUUUCAGACAGAGGGUUCAUGAGCAGCUUUCGCGCUCAAAAGAUCCAAACAAAACGAAAUCUAAGAAGGGGGAAUCAUCAAAAGAUGGUACAUCUUCACCUUCGCAAUCCAAUUCACAGGGAGCGGGACAAUCGCCCGCAGUAACACCCUCAUCUUCGAGUACGACACUUAAUGACUUGCGGAAUAAACCACUGCCUCCUAAUGAUGGUACAUCUUCAAGUGGUGUAGUCGUGCAACCACCGUUGAACCCAGCAGCUCUUGGUGCAAUGUCUGCUCCGGAUCGAUUCAACACAGGAGGAGGCUCCCCCAGCCCUGGGACACCAAAUCGUCAUGGGGCACUUCCUCCUAGUGUUGUUAUCAGUCCAAGUGCACCAGCUGGUGCGAAGUCAUCAAUGUUCGACCGGUUACAAACAACUCCAAAAGACGUCCCAGAAGGCAUCAGAACACCUAAGCGACAACACUCUUCGAGAUUUGAUAUUUCUCCUCUCCGCGAGUUGGAAAAGCUGCCAGGUUUCCACGAGGUACCUCCUAAUCGCCGCCAAGAUCUCUUUAUGCAGAAGAUUGAUCAAUGCAAUGUCAUAUUUGAUUUCAACGAUGCAAGCGCGGAUAUGAAGUCCAAGGAAAUCAAAAGACUAGCUCUCCAUGAACUUCUUGAUUACGUUGCCAACAACAGACAAGUCAUCACUGAGGCUAUGUACCCAAAGGUCGUCGAGAUGUUCAGUAAAAAUCUUUUCCGUCCCAUACCACCUCCUAUGAACCCCCAAGGUGAAGCUUUCGAUCCCGAGGAAGAUGAACCAGUUCUUGAAGUUGCUUGGCCGCAUAUUCAAGUUGUAUAUGAAUUCUUCUUGAGAUUUAUUGAGAGUCAAGACUUCAACACCAAUAUUGCGAAGGCAUUCAUAGAUCACAGUUUUGUAUUACAGUUACUUGAACUCUUUGAUUCUGAAGACCCCCGCGAGCGAGACUUCUUAAAGACAACCCUUCACAGGAUAUAUGGAAAAUUUCUCAACCUUCGGUCAUACAUUAGAAGAUCUAUUAACAACGUAUUCUUUCAAUUUGUUUAUGAGACGGAACGUUUUAAUGGUAUUGCUGAGCUACUGGAGAUUCUUGGGUCUAUCAUUAACGGUUUUGCUUUGCCAUUAAAGGAAGAGCACAAGCUGUUUUUGACGAGAGUCUUAAUACCAUUACAUAAAGUCAAGAGUCUGAGCAUGUAUCAUCCUCAACUUGCAUACUGCAUUGUUCAAUUCCUGGAAAAGGAUGCGGCUUUAACAGAAGAGGUUGUUUUGGGCUUGCUCCGUUAUUGGCCUAAGGUGAACAGCACGAAAGAAGUUAUGUUCCUCAACGAAGUGGAGGAUAUUUUCGAGGUAAUGGACCCAGCAGAAUUCGCUAAAGUUCAGGAGCCUCUUUUCCAUCAACUGGCAAAAUCAGUUGCGAGUCCACAUUUUCAAGUUGCAGAACGUGCGUUAUACUUCUGGAAUAACGAAUACUUUUGCAAUCUGGUCAGCGAUAAUGUUGAGAUAAUCUUACCAAUUAUGUUCGCACCAUUAUAUGAGAAUUCCAAAGGUCAUUGGAACAGAACGAUCCACGGCAUGGUUUACAACGCAAUGAAGCUAUUCAUGGAGAUCAACCCUCAGCUUUUUGACGAUUGCUCUCACGAUUACACUGAGCAUCAGAACAAUGCUGAAGCUAGAGAACAAGCCAGAGGAAACAAAUGGAAGGCUUUGGAGGAACAAGCAGGAAGGUCGAAGACUAAUGGAGCCGCUUUACCUACAGGUCCAGCUUCUCCUUCAAGAACCAAAACAACCCCAUUACGAGCAGAUGAUGUGGAUCCGAUGACAGAGGACAAUCAGAAGAGGCUAGACUCCUUGAAACUUCAAGAUGGAGAUCGUCGAGAGCGAAGACCCAAUCACGAUCGACAAAACUCGAGCAAUUCCACGUCAGGUCUCGAUUUCGGUUUCGAUACGGAUGCUAAUCGUUCCGUGAGCGGCACCUCUGCAACUACGGUUGUCGGACUCGUUUCGUCAUGGACCUCGACGGUACCGAAAAAGGAAUUGGAUGGUGAUCCAGAAACGAGCGAUCAUUCUUUUAUCGACGACCAGGCUAGUCUUCUCUCUUGA